Molecule: messenger RNA, 3220 nt
Organism: Racocetra persica
Lineage: Eukaryota; Fungi; Glomeromycota; Glomeromycetes; Diversisporales; Gigasporaceae
Source: the annotation of a GenBank genome assembly
GAAAUAAUACAACGAAAGGCUCUAGGAAGAACUGCACAAAUUGGGUUUCUCUAUGACGCUAUUAGAGAUACCUUCCAUGGAACCUCUAUCUUCAGGAAAGAGCUUCCACCCGGGUUAAUCAAGCAAGUUUCCCCUUACAAUAUUAAUUUAUCAUUUGAGUGCGAGGAUACAUACAGAGAAAAGUUUAAUAAACUAGAUGUUGAAGGGCAAUUGAGAUUAAAUGUUCUCUCAGGCCUGCUUGCUUUGGAAAGAACUGGAGAGUAUCUAAGCAACGUGAAGGAUAGUUAUAAAAUUAUAAAAGGCACUUUGGUGUGCAAAACAAUAUUAUUUAUGGAUUAUUUAGAACUUAAUUAUGAUACUUUGAAGCCUUGCAUUUCUACGGACCCAUUUUCUAUACAAGAUGCUACCCAUGUUGUUACAAGUAUAAAGUGGGGUGCAAACGUAAUAGUCUCAUUUGAUUACAAGAAUGAGGACAAAAAAAAAAGGUCUGAAAUUAAGGUAGCUUUCGAAUCUAACCUUGAUAAAAUUUCGACUUGCAUUGGUGCUUCUGGGGGCAGCCAUCUAGAAAAGGAUAAGGAAAAUUCUUACAGCAAAAAUUUUAUUGCUGAACUUCCUUUAGAGAUACAAAAGCAAACUAAUGGAAAAGGAGUUCCGAUCGAGUAUACACUCUAUCCGCUCUCUAAAAUUGCAAAAUCGGUCAAACUAGAUAUUGCUAUCGAUCGUAUGAUAAUGAGCUUGAGUGAAGAGACUAUUUCAAGAGUAGAAAAUAUUUUUGAUGAUCUCUCUGAAUCUAAAUGUAUGUUAAAAGAUUUAUAUGACGAUGCACAAUCUAUUUAUGGUCAUAUACUUGAUGAAGUUUGGAAUAAAAUCAAUAAAACAAUGCAGAAUUUCAAUCUAGAGGAAGCAAAAUUUAGAAAUGAUCUUGCAAAAUGUCUUAUCGAAGUACGUUCUGGAAGAUCUGACAUUAGUGAAAUUGAGAUAUUAUUACAAAAAUUUCAGAAUAGCGUGUUAUCAACAAAUUGUACUACGAAAUUUAUUCAUCAAUACCGAAAUAUAUCUGAAAAGGCCAGUCUUAUACGCAACCUUAAAUCAAAAAAUGUAGAAUAUAUUGAUAAAGAUUCAACUAUUGAAAAAUUUCUACAUUAUAAUGAUGUCUAUAUACUCCUUGACCCCGAUGAAUAUAUCAUUAGCGGUAACUCAUCACCUGAACGAAUUAGGUUUAAGGAUUUAUAUGAAAAUUCCAAUAGUAGUUUAAGUAAAUUCUUAAUAGCGGAACUUAAAAUAUGUACAAAAAUAAAAGGACCAGAUUGUCCGGUUGUUCGCCAUUAUGUUAAUGGGAAAUUAGCAGAUAACUACUAUUGUGAUGAGAUAAACAUAUUGUUGCUUGGAGAAACUGGUGUAGGAAAAUCUACAUUUAUAAAUGCUUUCGCGAAUUAUCUCAAGUUUGGUUCACUAGACAGUGCAAAAUGUGGAAAGAUGGAAGUGUUGAUACCGUUCUUUUUUACAAUAACAGAUGAGAAAUAUGAAAAUGAGGAAACUGUAAAAAUAGAAAGUGAUGACUUAAAUGAUUCAAAUGAACGACUUGAAAAAGGUGCAUCAUCCACUCUAGGAUGCAAAUGCUAUAUAUUUCAUGCAACUGACAACAGAAUUAUAAAAUUAAUCGACACUCCUGGAAUAGGAGAUACUAGAGGAGUAGAUCAAGAUGCGAAGAAUUUUGAGAAUAUUCUAAUGCAUAUAUCUUAUUAUCCAUAUUUAAAUGGAAUAUGCAUCCUUUUUAAGCCAAAUCAAUCACGAAUGUCUUUAAUAUUAAAGUAUUGCCUGCACGAACUAUUGUCACAUCUUCCUAAAAGUGCUAAGGAUAAUAUAUUUUUUUGCUUUACUCAUUCUCGAGGAUCAAGUUAUCAUCCAGGAGGAACAUUAUUCUUACUUCGUAAAGAGCUCGACAUAUUUAAGGAAACAUCAAAUGUUGAAAUAACAUUCAACAAAGAAACAAUAUUUUGUUUUGAUAAUGAAUCAUUUCAAUUUCUAGCUCAAAUCAAAAGAGGUGUUAAGUUUACAAAAAAUGAUGAAGAACAGUUUAAAAAAAGUUGGGAAAAGUCAGUAGAAGAAUCAGCAAGACUUAUAGAACACAUUAUCAACCGCCAGCCUCACAAAGUAAAAGAUACAUUAUCGCUCAAUAACUCUAGACAAAUGGUGAAAAUUCUCCUUAAUUCUCUUGCUGAAAUACAGGUACGCAUUGCUGAUAGUAUUAAUGAUAUAAAUAUGGAACAAAAAGAAAUACAAGAAUCCAAUAAAACCAUUAAAGAGCUUAAAGAAGAAAUAUAUAUAAAAAAGUUAGAAAUUGAAGAAAAAGUUCUAGAAUACCCCAGAACUAUAUGCACGGGUGAUACGUGUACUGAAGAAUUUCAAAUUGAUGGAAAAAAACAACAAAUUUAUAAAAUUUGUUGUAAUAACUGCCAUCUAAAUGUUAAAUCUAAAAAUUUGGGAAGAAUCAUUUUAUUAUUUUGUUCAGCCAUUAGGUUUAAUGGAAAAUGUAAAUUUUGUCAAUGUUCCUGGAAACAACAUAUACAUACUGCUCAUAUAACUACAUGUACGCCUACACAGUCUAUUAAUCCGGAUAUAGAAUUUAAGAUUAAUGAAAAAUUAUCAGAUGCUGAGCAAAAACAAAUAAGGAUAAAAGAUCUCCAAAAUUUAGUAGAUCAGAUAGUAAAAGAAAAGGAAUCGAUUAUCAAAAUUCAAAAUAAAUUUGCAAAGUUUUUAAUACAAAAUACAAUGUCACUUUAUAACGUCACAUUUAUACAAUAUGUAGACAAGCUUGUAGAAUAUGAGAAAAAAAAAUUUGACGAUGAGAGAAUAAAAGCUGAGAGAAUUAAAGUGUUUGAAAAUAUGAAGGAUGAAUAUUCAAAAAUUGAAAGGGUUAUAAAUGAAGCUGCUAAAAAUAGCAAUUUUAGUAAUGAUAAUAACUUAAAAAACAUUGCUGAACUUGAAAAAGAAUUAUAUGCUUUGCCAUUGUAUGGGCAAAUCUUGAAGGUUGCAAAAUUGGAAGAGGAAAAUAAUCAAGAAAACGGAUUUAGAUAUGCAGAAAAACACUACGAACUGUUUAAUGAUAAUGGUAGUUCAAAACUAAAAAUCUCACAUGUAUUUGUCAAAAUGUUAAAUAAAUUUAACGAAACCCAAAGCAGUCUAGUUAAGCGAAAUAAACAGAGUGAUAAAAGUAGAA